CCGGGCCGGGCCAGGCCGAGCGGGGUCGGGUUCUUUUCCUCCCCUAUCUCCCCCCCGGUGGAUGCUGAGUGAGGGGGAGGUGCAGCUUCACCUCAGGUGAAUGAUGCCAGUUUUCAGGAAUUUGGCCAAGACUGCUAAACAGGCACUGCUGAACAAUGGUUGUAGCUGCCAGAUUCCUGCUGUGUCAGUCAGGCUAAUGAGCUGGUCCCCAAGGCAAGUAAAUGCAGAUGCUAGCUUUCACUCCGUGUCUUUUGCUGAAUCAGAUCAUCCCCGUGUUCUUAUUACAGGUGGCUUAGGACAACUUGGCGUGGGACUUGCUAACUUGCUACGGAAACGCUUUGGUAAAAACAAUGUAAUUCUCUCUGACAUCAGGAAACCCCCAGAUCAUGUGUUCCACAGUGGGCCAUUUAUAUAUUCUGACAUCUUGGAUUACAAGAACCUGCGUGAAAUUGUUGUCAACAAUCGUAUCACAUGGCUGAUUCACUACAGUGCACUGCUCAGUGCUGUCGGGGAAGCAAAUGUACCUCUAGCACGCAAUGUCAAUAUAACAGGUCUGCAUAAUGUAUUGGAUAUUGCUGCUGAGCAUAACCUUCGCCUGUUUGUUCCCAGCACAAUUGGUGCAUUUGGAUCAACUUCUCCCAGAAAUCCAACUCCUGAUCUCUGUAUACAGAGACCGAGAACAAUCUAUGGAGUCUCCAAGGUGCAUGCAGAGCUAAUGGGAGAGUAUUACCACCACAAGUACGGCAUGGACUUUCGAUGCUUGAGGUAUCCUGGUAUCAUUUCUGCUGACACCCAGCCUGGUGGUGGCACAACAGACUAUGCAGUCCAAAUUUUCCAUGAUGCUGUAAAGACAGGGAAGUUUGAAUGUAACUUGAAGCCUGAUACAAAGCUCCCUAUGAUGUACAUAGAUGACUGCCUGCGCGCAACACUGGAAAUCCUAGAAGCACCAGCAGAACAGCUUACAAUGAGAACUUAUAAUAUCAGUGCAAUGAGCUUCACUCCUGAAGAGCUGGUGGCUGAAGUCCGAAAGCACCUGUCUGACCUUAAGAUCACUUACAAAGUUGAUGAAAUACGCCAGGCAAUCGCUGAUAGCUGGCCAAUGGAAUUCGAUGAUCAGAAUGCUCGCCAUGACUGGGGCUGGAAACAUGAAUACGACCUUCCUGAGCUGGUGUUCACAAUGCUAAAUUUCAGUACAACUGACAGUCGGUUGAUGCAAGCAAAUUAGAUGAAGGUGAAAGAUUUUUUGAAGGACCAGAAUCUACAAUGGGAUCCAAUGUACAUAACAUAAUUAGAUCAUAAAUCUUUGAUCACUUUUGUGUAAAUAAUCUUUUUCUGUACUUGAACUAAGACUGCUAUGGCUUGAUGUGCGUCUUGUGCAAAGAAAAUUUAUGACAUUAGAGUUAAUGUUAGUAACCUGAAAACGUUGCUGAAGUGUUUGGGCUGGAUGAAGAGUGACUGGUGUUACCAAAGGGCUGUCAACAUACAGGGCAAUAUAUUUCAUUUGAAGUUUUAUUUAUUUAUUAACUUUCAGAACUGAAUUUUAACUCUGGGGAAAAGUGUGUAUUUUGUGGGAGGAAAAUGGAAGUGACAGAUCACUAUCUUUAACAAAGAUAUAGAGCCUUAAGUUUUACUGUGAAAUAAAAUCUGCAGUACUCCAAGUUAAUCUUCACCCACCUAAGUUUUUGUUAAUGCAGUUGAAUGAGUAGUGUAACAAACUGUACUGUGCAAUUUAUUUUAUUUGUGCUGAAGAUUUUUUAUUUUGUAGACCAUUUGCAGUAUUGCGAUUGUGCCGUUACCCCAUUCUGAUGUUAUGCAAAUUUGACUUCAAUGCAGAAUUAACGUUAGGUUAUCUCAAGCAUCUAAAAUCUAACCAACAGAAUGGUCCAACAACUCAGUACUUUGAUUAAUUUUUUUUAGAUCCAUAGUAACAUAUACAAAAGUGUGUAUGCUAAUGCUUUUAUUUCUUUUGUAGUUUUUGAUUUUUGUUCAUGCUCAUGCACCUCAUUGCUUGCACAUCAUUGCAAGCUAUCUUCUCGUGAAGAUAGUGGGUCCUGAGCUAUUUUGACAUAAUGGUGCAAAUUAUAAUAAGGAAAACAAACAGGUUUCAAUAUAGUGAUGGAUAGUCAAAUGAUAAAAAUGCAGCUCCAGUACUUUUUUUGUGGAACUUUUUUUUUAAAGAAUGUGUUGAAAAACCCUUGGUUGCUGUUUUAUUGCAAAAAUGUCUUGACACUUCUAUUUUGCUAGAAAAAAGUUUGCAUUAAGUUUCAGAUAUAUUUUGCAUUAAGGCUUUAUUGAAUUUGAUGUUUAGCAGAAAAAAAUAUUGAUUUAUGAACAUUAAAAGAAAGGGCAUUCUAAAUCCA
Carcharodon carcharias (great white shark) is the source of this 2360-nucleotide messenger RNA. It is a transcript of the gene tdh, whose product is annotated as L-threonine dehydrogenase. Gene Ontology annotation, molecular function: L-threonine 3-dehydrogenase activity. Gene Ontology annotation, biological process: L-threonine catabolic process. The record is from RefSeq and is a predicted model, not a curated record. Bases 101 to 1225 code for a protein of 374 amino acids. The transcript is spliced from 9 exons. NCBI's taxonomy places the organism in Eukaryota, Metazoa, Chordata, Chondrichthyes, Lamniformes, Lamnidae.